Messenger RNA from Ostrea edulis (European flat oyster), 2226 nucleotides. Its product is annotated as peptidyl-prolyl cis-trans isomerase FKBP10-like. The record is from RefSeq and is a predicted model, not a curated record. The transcript has 9 exons. Bases 433 to 1776 code for a protein of 447 amino acids. NCBI's taxonomy places the organism in Eukaryota, Metazoa, Mollusca, Bivalvia, Ostreida, Ostreidae. Gene Ontology annotation, molecular function: calcium ion binding; peptidyl-prolyl cis-trans isomerase activity.
UUAUAAAUGAAUAAGAUAAUAAUAAUAAUAGCGUUUUCUGGAUUUUAACAUCCAUCCUCAGGUGAAUACAAAUAUUGAAUAUAUUUAUAAUCAUAUUCACCUGAGGAUGGAUGUUAAAAUCCAGACAGCUCUAGUGAUUUGAAUAUAUUUUGGAACUGCAUAUUUUCCCGCUUUUGUAUUUAUUUUGACUGUGAUACCAACUCUUUCUAUUUGGAUUAUACAUGUAUAUAUUAUAUAUACAUACAUGCAUACAUACCGUAUUAAUGACAGUUAUAAAGGCCAAAGGGCACCUGUUAAUGAUUCAAAAUACUAUACCAAGUGACUUAAUUACCUGAUGGGUUGGGUGAAUGUACCUUUAUUUAUUCCAAUAACUGCCACGUAACCUAAUGUUUCUAUAUAAACACAAAAAGGAAUUCCCUGAGCACUGGGAAAAUGCGGCUGGCGUGUUUGUUACUUGUGAUUUUCUUUUUCUCCUCUUUUGCUGAGGAGGAUGAACUACGAGUAGAAGUUUUAUACAAACCUCGGGUUUGUCUGAGGAAAUCCCAAUUCGACAAUAUGUUGAAGGUCCAGUACAAAGUGUUCUUCCAAAAUGGAACUUUAUUUCAUUCAAGUUAUGAUAAUGACGUCAUCAUGCGGGUUCCCCUCGGACUCGGGCAUCCGUCGAGUUUCAUAGAAACUGGAUUCAAUGGCAUGUGUGUGGGCGAGAGAAGGCUACUGACGAUUCAGCAUCACGGUCAGGGGGACAGGGAUCUGCCCCUUCAAAACGGUAAUGUUAUCCCGGCUAAUACUCCUCUAUUGUACGAGGUAGAGCUCAUAGACUUGGAGGAGAAGAUUAACGUGAAGCAGACGUUCGAGAAUAUCGACUCUGAUGGUGAUAACUACAUAACAUUGGAAGAGAUCAUAGAAUACAUUAAAAACAUUGAGCACCAAUCUGGAGACCUAGCCCUGUCACCGGAAGUUCUCCACGAGGUAUUCAAUUCCCUGAUAACCGAGGCGGACAAUGACAAGGACGGAAAAAUCUCCCGGGAGGAGUACCGAGAUACACUCCCGUUCCAUUUCAGAGAGGAACUAGUUCCCGGGUCCAGACCAACAGCUUACGCGACAAAACACACAAUGCUCCUUCUAAAAUGUGUCAUUCUAUGGUCGGCUCUAUGCUUUAUCGGGACAUCCGGGCAGUUCUUCCAGGAUGAAGUGUAUGUCGAGGUGCAAGAGUUUCCGGAGGAGUGUGUUGCUGUGGCAAGGGAAAACGACAUUUUUUUAGUUCACUACCGCGCUUACCUCCCAGGCGACAUACUGUUCUUCUCUAGCCAUUACAACAAACGUCCGGUUGUCCUGCUUCCCGACGGUGAUAAAGAAACCCUGGGUCUCCGGAGAGGUAUUUUGGGUAUGUGUGUGGGGGAGGUCAGGAUACUGACGGUCCCGCCGGAACUAGCGUAUGGCGGGCAAGAAUUUGCCACGAAGGACGGGUAUAUCAUUCCUGCAGACUCGGAGAUAAUAUACGAAGUGGAACUUUUGUUAACAAAGGAUAGUGAGAACAUGGGUGAUACCUUUGAUGCUAUUGACACCAAUAUGGAUGGUUACCUGGAUAGGGAGGAGAUUCGUUACCAACUGGCCAUUCUGGAAGCCGAGCCUGUAGCUAUGAAUCUUGGACUUGACAGCGAAGAUGCGAUAGCCAAUCUUUAUGAGAGCAUGUUUAAGAAUAACGAUAAGGACCUGGACGGAAGAAUCUCCCGCGAUGAGUAUCUUGGGGCCAUCUCGAGGGCAGAAGAACUUUAAGGGACCUUAACAUCUGUGCAUUGAUUGUCAAAACAAACUUAUAUUUCCUGAUCCAAUCUGAGCUUCUUUCGUGGUUUUGUGUUUCGUAUGAAAGAGUUCCCAAUGUGGUUUUUGAUGGAGACUUGGAGAUGUUGAUUUUAGUACUUACUUAAAUGUAUGCAGAUUUUAAAAUUAUAUAAUACUACAUAGAAAUUGAAAUAAUUUUCAGCACAAUUCCAAUAUUUCCAUGGGCACGAAUUGUGUUCCUUUGUUAGCUGAUGUUUUUAUAUUCUUAUGAGGCAGAAUUUAUUCAAAUGUUUCUACAUGAGAAGAAAAAUCUUGUUGUGGUCUUCAACUCGACAUGUAGAUAUAUCGAUGACGUUUUAUCUAUUAACAAUCAUUUUAAUUCAUAUGUCGAUUCUAUAUACAUGUAUCUCAGUGAAAUCGAAAUAAAAGACAUCGUGCAGGGUC